This is a messenger RNA of Ficedula albicollis (Collared flycatcher), 2695 nucleotides long. RefSeq names its product regulatory factor X3 (gene RFX3). Gene Ontology annotation, molecular function: RNA polymerase II cis-regulatory region sequence-specific DNA binding; DNA-binding transcription factor activity, RNA polymerase II-specific. NCBI's taxonomy places the organism in Eukaryota, Metazoa, Chordata, Aves, Passeriformes, Muscicapidae. The record is from RefSeq and is a predicted model, not a curated record. Gene Ontology annotation, biological process: regulation of transcription by RNA polymerase II. The coding region runs from base 147 to 2396 and encodes 749 amino acids. Gene Ontology annotation, cellular component: nucleus. The transcript is spliced from 17 exons.
GCGAUGCCGGGGACGCAGGCACGCUGCGGGACCUCCAGGACAAUCGCUGGGAUGCGGUGCGUCUGCGUUUGAGUUGGGUCUCGUUUCACGGGUCGGGAGAUGGAGAAAUCGGGGGACGCGCUGCGGCCGCAGUCGAAGAGAUCACAAUGCAGACAUCAGAGACUGGGGCGGAUACAGGUUCGACUGUGAGUUUACAGACAUCUGUGGCUGGCCAGGCAGCAGUGCCCACACAGGUAGUACAGCAAGUACCGGUUCAGCAACAGGUACAGCAGGUACAGACUGUGCAACAGGUACAGCAUGUCUACCCGGCCCAGGUUCAGUAUGUGGAGGGAAGUGACACAGUCUACACUAAUGGAGCUAUCCGAUCAACAACUUAUCCUUACACAGAAACCCAGAUGUACAGUCAAAACACUGGGGGAAAUUAUUUUGAUACUCAAGGAAGUUCUGCACAGGUGACAACAGUGGUGUCGUCUCAUAGCAUGGUGGGCACUGGAGGGAUUCAGAUGGGCGUAACAGGAGGACAACUCAUUAGCAGCUCAGGAGGGACCUAUCUGAUUGGCAAUUCAAUGGAAAAUUCUGGUCAUACAGUGACUCACACAACGCGGGCCUCCCCAGCGACAAUUGAAAUGGCGAUUGAGACACUGCAAAAGUCUGAUGGUCUGUCCACUCACAGAAGCUCUCUUCUCAACAGCCAUCUUCAGUGGCUUUUAGACAACUAUGAAACUGCAGAAGGAGUGAGCCUUCCAAGAAGUACUCUUUACAACCAUUACUUACGACAUUGUCAGGAGCACAAGUUGGAUCCAGUCAAUGCUGCCUCCUUUGGAAAACUCAUACGGUCAAUCUUCAUGGGACUACGGACCAGAAGACUUGGAACUAGGGGGAACUCCAAAUAUCAUUACUAUGGGAUUCGUGUCAAGCCAGACUCUCCUCUUAAUAGACUACAAGAGGACAUGCAAUAUAUGGCCAUGAGACAACAGCCCAUGCAGCAGAAACAGAGGUAUAAGCCUAUGCAGAAAGUGGAUGGAGUUGCAGAUGGCUUCACAGGAAGUGGUCAACAGACAGGCACAUCUGUUGAACAAACUGUAAUUGCCCAAAGUCAACAUCAUCAACAGUUUCUAGAUGCAUCUCGAGUACUGCCAGAGUUUGGAGAAGUUGAAAUAUCUUCUCUGCCAGAUGGUACUACCUUUGAGGACAUCAAAUCACUACAGAGUCUUUAUCGAGAGCACUGUGAGGCAAUACUGGAUGUGGUUGUUAAUCUUCAAUUCAGCCUGAUAGAAAAAUUGUGGCAAACUUUCUGGCGCUAUUCUCCUUCUGCUCCACCUGAUGGCACUCCUGUUAAUGAACCGAGCAAUCUGAGUGAAAUAGAAAGUCGACUUCCUAAAGCAAAGCUGAUUACUCUGUGCAAGAAUGAGUCUAUUCUGAAAUGGAUGUGUAACUGUGACCAUGUGAUGUACCAGGCUUUGGUGGAGAUUCUCAUUCCUGACGUCCUUAGACCUAUUCCUAGUGCCUUGACCCAAGCCAUUCGCAAUUUUGCAAAAAGCCUUGAAGGUUGGCUUUCAAAUGCCAUGAACAAUAUUCCACAGAGGAUGAUACAAACCAAGGUUGCCGCUGUAAGUGCCUUUGCCCAGACUCUGCGAAGAUACACAUCUCUUAAUCACCUGGCUCAAGCAGCUCGUGCUGUGCUUCAAAAUACUUCUCAAAUCAACCAGAUGCUCAAUGAUCUCAACCGUGUUGAUUUUGCCAAUGUUCAGGAGCAGGCUUCCUGGGUGUGCCAGUGUGAUGACAACAUGGUUCAGAGACUUGAAACAGAUUUCAAGAUGACUCUCCAACAGCAGAGCACUCUGGAGCAGUGGGCUGCCUGGCUUGAUAAUGUAAUGAUGCAAGCAUUGAAACCGUAUGAAGGAAGACCCAGCUUUCCGAAAGCAGCACGGCAAUUUCUGUUAAAAUGGUCUUUCUACAGCUCAAUGGUGAUUCGGGAUUUAACCUUGCGCAGUGCUGCUAGCUUUGGCUCUUUUCAUCUGAUCCGCUUGCUUUACGAUGAAUACAUGUUUUACUUAGUAGAACAUCGUGUUGCUCAGGCAACAGGAGAAACACCUAUUGCAGUUAUGGGAGAGUUUGGUGAUUUAAAUGCUGUGUCCCCUGGAAAUAUGGAUAAAGAUGAGGGCAGCGAAGUUGAAAGUGAAAUAGAUGAAGAGCUGGAUGAAAGUGGAGAGCCACAAGCUAAGAGGGAGAAAACUGAGCUGAACCAGGCAUUCCAGGUGGGCUGCAUGCAGCCAGUGCUUGAGAGUGGAGUACAACAGAACCUCCUGAACCCAAUUCAUAAUGAGCACAUUGUUGCAACUACUCAGACUAUCAGACAAUGCAGUGCUACUGGAAAUACAUAUACUGCAGUCUAAUGUGAAACUUCCCCUGGCCUCCAACACGUGCCCCAUUGCAUUUUAGCUGUUUAGGUUUACUAUGAAAAAGAAAAAAAAAAAAAAGAGAGUAAGUCUGAAGGUUGACUGUUGUCAAAUGUAACUGUUCUGAUCAUUAUUUUGUUGGAGUUGUUAAAUGGAAUGGGUAUGCGUAUUUUGCCAGGUGUGUUUAGAAACAAACGAAUUUUUGUAAACAAAAUCAUUUUACAUUGGCCACUCAAUAUGAAGAGGUUUCUUUGUAUCAAAUGCAAGGAAGAUUUUUGCAAAGUUUAAUGUUAAUG